Colletotrichum graminicola M1.001 is the source of this 669-nucleotide messenger RNA. RefSeq lists its product as uncharacterized. The coding region runs from base 1 to 669 and encodes 222 amino acids. Lineage: Eukaryota; Fungi; Ascomycota; Sordariomycetes; Glomerellales; Glomerellaceae. Gene Ontology annotation, cellular component: ribosome; mitochondrial small ribosomal subunit. Gene Ontology annotation, molecular function: structural constituent of ribosome. The transcript has a single exon. The record is from RefSeq and is a predicted model, not a curated record. Gene Ontology annotation, biological process: translation; mitochondrial translational initiation.
AUGCCCUCAUCUGACCAUUGUUUCUCCAGGGCGUCUGGAAUUGGAUUGCUGGGCAAGAGGUUGCUCACCUCCUGCACCGUCCGCAGUCCCUCCCUACAGGUAUCCCAGGCUCUUCGACAGCCUCUGCGGGCACAGCCGCGCACAUUCACGACCUCCUCUGUUCUCUGCGCCCCUCCUCGCUCUGGUCUGCGAUCAGCGGUUGCCGAACACUCUUCCAAGCCAACCUCUGCCUCUUCCACACAAAAACCGCCGCCUCCGCCCCCACCCGGCGCUGCGCCUGCUUCCGAGAACAAGAAGCCCAGCAGCCCCUUCACGUACGAUGCCACCUCCGACACAUUUGAUAUCUCCAAGAUCAUCGCCAUGGAGACAGAUGACUUCAUGAAGAAGCAUUACCCGAACGGCCAACAAGAGCCGCCAUUGCGUACGCGUCCCGUCACUGGCCGUACCAUACAUGUCACUAGCAACAUGGACAUGAACAAGGCCUUGAAACAGCUUGAGUUCCAGUGCAGAAAGAACAAGACAAAGACUUUGGCUCGGCUGCAAAAGUUUCAUGAACGUCCGGGAAAGAAGCGCAAGAGGCUGUACAGCGAGAGGUGGAGGGUUCUGUUCAAGGAAUCUUUCAAGGCGACGGUGCUUAGGGUGCAAGAACUGAAGAACCAGGGCUGGUAA